Lodderomyces pseudojiufengensis is the source of this 1788-nucleotide messenger RNA. RefSeq names its product putative ferric-chelate reductase. Gene Ontology annotation, molecular function: ferric-chelate reductase activity. The coding region runs from base 1 to 1788 and encodes 595 amino acids. Gene Ontology annotation, biological process: intracellular iron ion homeostasis; copper ion import; iron ion transport. The transcript has a single exon. Gene Ontology annotation, cellular component: plasma membrane. The record is from RefSeq and is a predicted model, not a curated record. Lineage: Eukaryota; Fungi; Ascomycota; Pichiomycetes; Serinales; Debaryomycetaceae.
AUGUUUAAUAAAAGAUCAGUUGAAUAUGAAGGACUAGAUUGUAUGGCAGAUAUGAAUGAUCCAAAAUAUAUGCAAUAUAAACAUCUACUGCAAAGUGAAGUAUCUUGGGAAUCUCAAUCAAAUUAUGCAAAAUAUACAGUAUAUUUUGGAGUUGUUAUUAUAUUUAUAUCAUUUUUAAAAAAUAUUUAUUAUAGAUAUAGAGACUACAGAUAUGUUUCAUCUGUUUAUGAUGGUAAAGCUACUAAUCCUGUGGUUUCAACUAUUGAUGUUUUAAUAUCAUAUUGUAGAUUUGUUGGGUAUAAACAAACUCCAAAAUAUUUGAGAUUUUGGUUAUCAUUUCCAAAAUCAAUUGGAUCUAGUUUAUUUAUGAUGAUUUCAACAUUAUAUUUAGCAUGUUAUUGUUUUGUUCCUCAUUUUUGGUAUAGAGGAUGUGCUGGAUUUGGUUCACCACCAUUAGCUGUUCGUGCAGGAAUGAUGUCAACUGCAUUAGUCCCAUUUAUAUAUGUUUUAGGUGGUAAAUCAAAUAUUAUUUCAUUACUCACAGGUAUAAGUUAUGAAAAAUUAAAUGUAUUUCAUCAAUUUGUUGGAGUAGCUGCUUUUAUAUUGGGAGUUAUUCAUACAAUACCCUUUAUAUAUCAAACUUUACAAGAAGGUGGUUCUUCAUUAUUAAAUGAAUAUUUUAUAUCAGAUAGUUAUUAUAUUAGUGGGAUACCAACUUUAAUUUUAAUGGGUUUAUUAUGUAUUUUAUCAAAAGCUUUCAUUAGAAAAAAAGUAUAUGAAUUAUUUUGGCAUUUACAUUGGAUGAUGGGAAUUGCAUUUUUUGGUUGUUUAAUUUGGCAUAUUGAUAAUGCUUUAGGAGCUCAAAAUUAUAUGUGGGGAGCUUUAGCUUUUUGGUCAACUCAAAUAAUUUAUAGAAUAUUAAUUAAAACAUGUUUUAAACCAAAUACAAUGUUUUUAAGAUCAAGAGAAGCUCAAUUAAAUAGAAUUGAUGAUAAUACUUAUGAAAUUAUUAUAAAAAAUGUUUCAGAUUAUAAAUGGAAACCUGGUCAACAUUGUUAUUUAAGAUUUAAAGGUUUGAGAAUCUUAGAUAAUCAUCCAUUUUCAAUAAGUAGUAGUAAUGAAACUGAAGAUGGUAUGAGAUUUAUAAUUGUUGCUAAAAGUGGGAUUACAAAAUCACAACAUCAACUUAUUAAUAAAACUAUAUCCAUGAAACAAAAAGUUUAUCUUGAUGGUCCAUAUGGAGGAACUUUUAGAGAUGUAAAUAAAUUUGAAAAAGUUGUACUUGUUGCGUCUGGUACAGGAGUAACUGCAACUAUACCAUUUUUAAAUUAUUUAUCUCAACAAUCAAAAAAAUCAAAUAUAUUAAAAUGUGUAAAUUUCAUUUGGGUUGUUAGAAACGAAAAAGAUAUAAAUUGGAUCUCAGAUGAAUUAAAACGUUGUAAAGAAAUUUUAGGUUCAAAAUUACAAUUAGAUAUAAGAGUAGUUGAAUAUGAAAAAGAAUUAAAAACUUUUGAUGAUUCUAGUGAUAUUGAAAAAUCAAUGGCAUUUAAGGAUAAUCUCACUAAGGAGUUUCCAAUAAGUUAUGGUAAACCAAAUAUAACUCAAAUUUUAUCAAAUUUAACAAAAAGUUUAUCAAUUAGAAAUAUUUUUAUUUGUUCAGGUAGUGAAUCAAUGCAAUCUCAAGUCUGUGAAAAAAUAUCAGAAUUUCAAUCAUUAAUUUUUAAUAAUGAUUUAAGAAAUACUGAUAUUGAAGAAAUAUAUUUACAUACUGAAAGUUUUGUUAUAUAG